AUGAUCGAUUAAGAAAGUUUGCUAGCCGAAUUAGGAUUGUUAGAUGACAGAAAAUUAUUGCUAGAGUUAACUAUUUAACUUGGAUAGAAUGAACAUGAUAUCAUAUAUCUAUAUGAUGGGGAUGAUAUUGAACUUAAGGCUAGUUAAUUUUGUGAAAAACAUCAUCUAAAAGAUGAAAUAAAAGAGAUUAUUGCUCAAAAUAUUAAAAUACAUCUAAAUGAGAAAGAAAAUUAUUUUAGUUUCGUAAAUUAAUCCAAUUAGAUAAGCAAUACAAAUACUAAUAAACCUUUAUAAGAUUAAACAAAUAAUUAGAUUAAAGAUGUUAAAUAAGAAAAGAAAGAAAUUAAGAAUGAAAUAAUAAACAAAUCAUAGGCUGUUAUUAAAAAAACUGAUAUUUAUGAAAAACAAGUAAAGUAAAUGAAUUACAAAAAUAAUAUACUUUAAAAAUAAAGACUUCUUAAAGAAGAAGAAUAAAUUAAAGAAGCAACAUUCAAACCAAGACUUAAUUAAAAUACAUUAAAAAUUAUAAGUACAACAAGAUAAAAUAGAAAUAAAACUCCAGAAUAUUAUUUAUUGAAAUAUGGAUAAUAAUUAUAAGAAUAAAAAAGAAAAGCAGAAUAAUAAUUUUUAAAUGAAACUUCAAGAGAAUGUUCUUUUAGACCUGAAAUUAAUAAAAUGUAAUUUUAGUUCUUUAUAUAGAUCCCAGAGAAUUUGUGAUGAAAUUAUCAAAACAGAUGUGAGUAUGACUAAAUUUGAUUAACUAUAUAAUUAAGCUAAAAAAAGAAAAGCUAAUGAUAAAUCUUAAACAUCUAUUAUAUAAGAAUCAUAAACCUAAUAAACUAGAAGAAGUGUUACUCCAAAUAAAUCAUAAAAUAAAUAAUAUUUACCAUUUUUAGAAAGAAUGGAAAUGUAAAAAAAAAUUAAGGAAGAAAAAUUAAAAUAAGAAGUUGAAGAAUCUUUAAUGUAUGAUGAUAAAAGUGGAUAAAAACUAUUUCAACCAUAAGUACAUAGUGCAAAUAGAUCUAGAGGUGGACUUAGUAUUGGAGAGUAUUUAUAUUAAUAAUAAAAAUCUGUUAAUGAAGAAUCAAUAAUAUAAUUUGAAUGUGAUGAUUUAAGUAAAUCACUAUAAACUGAUAGAUCUAAUUAAAUAGUUUUAUAAAUGAGAAAAAAAAAAUUAGAAGAAUAUUUUAAAAUUAUGGAUUCUGAUAAUGAUGGAUUGAUUAGUGCUUAAAAUAUUUAUCUUGAAGAAUUACCAACAGAAGCAUUAGAAUUAUUAUAACCAGUUAUAUUAUAAUUAGAAAAAUUGGAUAUAUAUUUGAAUAUUGAUACAUGGACAGCAAAAUGUUUAGAUAUCAUUGAAAAAAUGAGUGUUUUUGAUAAAAAUCGUCUAUUUUUAAAAUAACCUAAAUAAUAAAAGACUUAACCUGAUUAAUCUAGUACUUUUAGACCUUAGUUAAAUUAAAAAUCAGAGAUUAUUGCAAAAUAAAGAUAAACUUUUAAAGGGCCAGCAGCCUUAUAUCAAAAGGCAAUGAAGGAAAAUAUAGUUAAAGAACAAAAAAUCAAGUAGAUUAAAGAAUAACAAGAAUAAAAAGAGGCUAAACAAUGUACAUUUUAACCAAAAAUUAAAUUAUUUAAUAGGUCUACAACUAGCACAGGAUUUUAUUGA
Molecule: messenger RNA, 1666 nt
Organism: Paramecium primaurelia
Lineage: Eukaryota; Ciliophora; Oligohymenophorea; Peniculida; Parameciidae
Source: the annotation of a GenBank genome assembly